AUGUGCAUUGUUUGUGACGACUAUCAGCUGUUGUACUCGGACCUGAGUCAAGUUUGUGACAGUAAAGACGCUGAUUCUAAAAUGGAUGUUGAUUAUGACACCCUGGACAAAGAUCAGAGGCUGAAGGCUUCCAUGUACCUGACCAUCAAACAGAUUGCCAGGGAGGUGGAGGAGGAGAUGGAGAUCCCUGUCAGUGCUCAAGUCCUGGCCACUUUGUCUGAGACCUUAGCACGCCAGGUGGAAGUUUAUGCCUCGGAUCUGGAAGACUUUGCCAAACAUGCCCGACGUACAAAUGUGAAUACUGAUGAUGUCAAGUUGUUGGCCAGAAGGAAUACCACACUGCUGCAACAUUGGAACAGUAUCAUCGACGGUGAAAAAAGUGCGCAGCAGGAGCACAAGAAGGAAGCCGAGGGUGGCAGCAAAGAAGACACAUCAUCCUGA
Messenger RNA from Candidula unifasciata, 441 nucleotides. NCBI's taxonomy places the organism in Eukaryota, Metazoa, Mollusca, Gastropoda, Stylommatophora, Geomitridae. The record is from the annotation of a GenBank genome assembly.